UCGGUUUAAUCAGCUCACAUUUAGAAACCUCGACACAGAAGAAACCGUCACGUUAGUGUGUAUCGAUCCGCCCAGCCUGAGCUGAAGCAGCAAUGAGUUCGUAUCAGUAUCUGAGAGAGUUCAUCAAGGAGAGAAUAACUGCUGUUUGUGAAGAAAUCUUCUCAGAGGUUCAAAAAACCAUCGUCCAGUAUAAGGAGGACCGUCAGCACAGACUGCUGGAUAUCAGCCGGAAACCCGACAGAAACUCACACAUCAUAGACCUCACACAACAACAUGACUGUGAGGAAGAGGAGAGUCUGGAUGAGGAGCAGGUCUGUAACCAGGACAGGAACUCCAGUGUGGACCAGGAGGACCCAGAGCCUCCACAGAUUAAAGAGGAACAGGAGGAGCUCUGCAGCAGUCAGGAGGGAGGGCAGCUUGGACAGAAGAAGGAAGCUGAAGACAUUAUUGUCUGGAUUGAUGAAGAGCAGCUUAGGCUGCUGGAGAUGGUCUGGAAACCUGAGAUACAGUCACACAGAAUAGACCUUCACCAGCAGAGUGUCCGUGAAGAGGAGGUGGUCAUCAGAAUGAAGCAGGUCUGUAAUAAGGAAAGGAACUCCAGUCUGGACCAGGAGGACCUAGAGCCUCCACAGAUUAAAGAGGAACAGGAUGAACUCUGCAGCAGUCAGGAGGGAGAGCAGCUUGUACUGAAGCAGGAGACUGAUACUUUCAUGGAGACUCCGACUUAUGGGGAAAGUGACUACAGUGAACCAGCACCAAACAGUGAGCAGUUCAUUUCUCACAUCUCUCCUGAAGCAGAGAGCCGAGAUCAUGACGAAAGCCAGCGUGUGGACUCAGGAUCAGCUAGAAAUGCAGAGCUGAAAAAGAAUAGAUAUGACAGAAAGAGAAGUCACAAUCAGAGAGUAAACAACACUUCUGUGUCAGAGAGUCAGAGUAAACCUCAGAACAGGCAUAAGCAUCUGAUAUGUGACAUAUGUGGAAAGCUUUGUCAAAGGAAAUCCAAAUUGAUUAGACAUCGGAGAAUUCACACAGGUGAGAGACCGCAUUCCUGUAACACCUGUGGGAAAAGAUUCAUUCAGAAAUCACAUUUGAGUAGUCAUGAAAAAAUUCACACAGAUGAGAAGCCACAUCUUUGCAGGACCUGUGGAAAAAGAUUCAAACUAAACUCUGCAUUGCAACGUCAUGUAAAAAUUCACACUGGUGAGAAACCAUAUUCCUGUAGCAGCUGUGGGAAAAGAUAUAGGCGGCUUGAAAAUGUAAAGACUCACAUGAAAAUUCAUGCUGUUUAAAGUGUCUUCCUCAGAAAAUGUGUUGUGAUUCGUCAUACUUCUUUUUGACAGAUGGAGGUUCUGCUGUUUUUUUUUUGUUUUUUUUUAAUUUGUUGUUAUGGAGCUCCAUUAAUCCAUUUACACACACACUUAUCUCAGAGUGAACUCAGCUGACUGAACCUACUCUGGUCAGCUGCACUGGAACUGAAAACUCAGAAUUACUGAUGUCAAAAUUAAUCAACUCUUGAACAAGCUUCCCAGAAUAGGGCAGUUUAUUACCUCAUUAUUAUAUAGUCAGGGAAAAAAACUUUUUGAACCUCUGCUGAAAUUGUA
This is a messenger RNA of Pelmatolapia mariae (spotted tilapia), 1601 nucleotides long. Its product is annotated as zinc finger and SCAN domain-containing protein 12-like. The record is from RefSeq and is a predicted model, not a curated record. The coding region runs from base 93 to 1289 and encodes 398 amino acids. Gene Ontology annotation, biological process: regulation of transcription by RNA polymerase II. The transcript is spliced from 3 exons. Gene Ontology annotation, molecular function: RNA polymerase II cis-regulatory region sequence-specific DNA binding; DNA-binding transcription factor activity, RNA polymerase II-specific. Lineage: Eukaryota; Metazoa; Chordata; Actinopteri; Cichliformes; Cichlidae.